UAUGUGACCUCACAGCAAGAGCAAGAAACUUGAUAGCAGACUGUUGAAAUGAGAUAUUAGAUUUAGAUAGAGCUAGAGAGGAAAAACUAUACGAAAAAAUAUGAGUAGUUUGGGAGGCCUAGUGAUCAUUCUUUCAAGCUUUCUCUGUGUGUUUCUUCUUCUCUUAGCUUUCCUCAACAUCUUUUACAAACUAUGGUGGGCUCCAACUCGCAUACAGAAGCUGAUGGCUUUGCAGGGAAUCAAAGGCCCUUCCUACAGACCUAUCCAUGGAAACACCAAAGAAAUCUUGAACAUGAAAAGGGAAAUUAUUGGCAGGCCCAUGAGUUUAUCUCAUGACAUACUAUCUGCAGUUCGACCUCAUGUUCAUUCGUGGACCAAGAUAUAUGGGAUGAAUUUUCUUCAGUGGUAUGGCUCUCAAGCUCAGUUGGUCAUUAUGGAACCUGAGUUGUGCAAAGAGAUACUGGAUAACAAAGAUGGAGCUUUUGCAAAAAGGAAGCCCCAAAGCUAUGUCAAGAAACUUUUAGGAGAUGGUUUCCUACUGCAAAUAGAUUUAGGAAAAUGUCAUGAUUUAGGGGAAGAUCAAAAUGACAUUUUACCUGAUUUCCUACUGCAAAUAGAUUUAGGAAUUUAUUAUUUACUUUAUACCAAUGACAGCCAGAGAAUUUCGGUUGAUGAUUUGGUUGAUGAGUGCAAGACAUUUUACUUUGCCGGACAAGAAACCACUAAUAGUAUGCUUGCAUGGACUGUGUUUCUCCUGGCACUAAAUACAGAUUGGCAGGCGGAAGCAAGAAAGGAGGUCCUGCAAUUAUUUGGUAGGCAAAAUCCAAAUCCUGACGGCCUUUCCAAGUUAAAAACUAUGAGUAUGAUCAUCAAUGAGUCUUUAAGGUUAUAUCCUCCUGUUGUUUCCGUGGAGAGGAAGGUUAGAAGGGAAGUUAGACUGGGGAAGCUCAUUGUUCCUGCUAAUGUUGAAUUGAUAAUCCCAAUUCUAGCAAUCCAUCAUGAGCCUGAAUUUUGGGGAGAAGAUGUGCAACUUUUCAAACCAGAGCGAUUCGAGGAAGGGGUUGCUAAAGCUACUAACAAUAACAUAGCUGCAUUCUUACCCUUUGGAAUGGGACCCCGGACACGUGUGGGCUUCAACUUUGCGAUCACAGAAGCAAAGAUUGUUCUGUCAAUGAUUCUCCAACGCUACACCUUCACUCUUUCCCCUGCUUAUGUUCACUCCCCGUAUGAGUAUCUCACAGUUCGUUCACAACAUGGAGUUCAGGUUGCGCUGCACUCUCUUUGAACUGUCAAAAGUACCACCAGAAUUGCCCAUAAUCUUGAUCUUGUUUAUAGUAUAUAGUAUACCGGGCAAGAUAGCUUAAAUAAUAUACAGGGCAACCUCUGAGGCCCUGUUAUGAGGUGGCACUAGCUCCCCCUUUAUCUUUUUCUUUGUUUUUCGCUGCUUUGCUGCUUGUAAUUACGCUUCUUGUAGAACCAUCAUUCAAACAAGCAUCGAUAUUCAGGUA
Prunus dulcis (almond) is the source of this 1508-nucleotide messenger RNA. RefSeq names its product cytochrome P450 CYP749A22-like. The coding region runs from base 101 to 1285 and encodes 394 amino acids. Gene Ontology annotation, molecular function: monooxygenase activity; heme binding; oxidoreductase activity, acting on paired donors, with incorporation or reduction of molecular oxygen. NCBI's taxonomy places the organism in Eukaryota, Viridiplantae, Streptophyta, Magnoliopsida, Rosales, Rosaceae. The transcript has 4 exons. The record is from RefSeq and is a predicted model, not a curated record.